This is a messenger RNA of Bombyx mandarina (wild silkworm), 432 nucleotides long. RefSeq lists its product as uncharacterized. NCBI's taxonomy places the organism in Eukaryota, Metazoa, Arthropoda, Insecta, Lepidoptera, Bombycidae. The record is from RefSeq and is a predicted model, not a curated record.
GGACCCAUUUCAAUCACCACAAGUCGUUUCGAGAAAUGUAAAGGACCAAGAAGAAGAGAUUGCUCUGACGUGAAACUUGAUUUGAACAACGGAAUCUUCAUCACGUAUGAUAUCUUGGUCAAAUCAUACAUCAAACUCACAACUGGUCGGAUUGUUGCAGUUUCAAACGGUAAAGAAAUUACGAGAUAUCAGAUGAAAACGCCAUGCGAUAACUUUCUAGUUCAAACUAUGUUCAAAAUUCAUUUAAAUGUAUCAAAUGAAUGUGCCGUUAAAAAGGGACAUUAUGUUUUCAAAUUAAACCUUCAAGACAUAUCGCAGAAGUACUUCGAUGGAAAUUAUUUUUACGGAAAUUGGACUUUUCGUACAGUCUUCGCCGGGAGUGAAUGCAAUUUUUUGUGUGCAGUUAUGGAAUUAAUAAUCUCACCGAAAUAG